GAAGAAACCGCCACCUCCAAUGCACAAGGUGUCACAUUUGAAAAGAAACCUGAGCCCCAGGGAGGCGGCGCAGAGCGACCCGGGCCCGGCAAGCGCUAACUGCGCGGCAGGGCGCUGGGCAGCGCUGGAGAACCCGGAGAGCUCCACCGCUGAACAUCCUAGCGACCUGAUUCUGGGAUCUCGGCUCCACGCUCCCUUCGCAAUUUUCAGAUUUCUCCCCCUUGAUUAUCAACCCAAAACGGAGCCUUUAUACCAGAAGGUGCCUGAGCUGGGACAACCAGGACUUUCCCGGGCACCCAAGAUGCGCUCCAUUAGAAAACGGUGGACCAUCUGCACUAUAAGUCUACUCCUGAUCUUUUAUAAGACAAAAGAAAUAGCCAGAACUGAGGAGCACCAAGAGACGCAACUCAUCGGAGAUGGUGAACUGUGUUUGAGCAGAUCACUUGUCAACAGCUCUGAUAAAAUCAUCCGGAAGGCUGGCUCCACCAUCUUCCAACAUUCUGUACAAGGCUGGAAAAUCAAUUCUUCUUUAGUCCUGGAGAUAAGGAAGAACAUUCUCCGUUUCUUAGAUGCAGAACGCGACGUAUCUGUGGUCAAGAGCAGUUUUAAGCCUGGUGAUGUCAUACACUAUGUGCUGGAUAGACGCCGGACACUAAAUAUUUCUCAUGAUCUGCAUAGCCUUCUGCCUGAAGUUUCACCAAUGAAAAACCGCAGGUUUAAGACCUGUGCGGUUGUUGGAAAUUCCGGCAUUCUACUAGACAGUGGAUGUGGAAAGGAGAUUGACAGCCACAAUUUUGUAAUAAGGUGCAAUCUAGCUCCCGUGGUGGAGUUCGCUGCUGAUGUGGGGACUAAAUCAGAUUUUAUUACCAUGAAUCCAUCAGUUGUGCAAAGAGCAUUUGGAGGCUUUCGGAAUGAGAGUGACAGAGAAAAAUUUGUGCAUAGACUCUCCAUGCUGAAUGACAGCGUCCUUUGGAUUCCUGCCUUCAUGGUCAAAGGAGGAGAGAAGCACGUGGAGUGGGUUAAUGCAUUAAUCCUUAAGAACAAACUGCAAGUGCGGACUGCCUAUCCAUCACUUAGACUUAUUCACGCAGUCAGAGGAUACUGGCUGACUAACAAAGUUCCUAUCAAAAGACCUAGCACAGGUCUCCUUAUGUAUACACUUGCUACCAGAUUCUGUGAUGAAAUUCACCUCUACGGAUUCUGGCCAUUUCCCAAGGAUCUGAAUGGAAAAGCUGUCAAAUAUCAUUACUAUGAUGACUUAAAAUAUAGAUACUUUUCCAAUGCAAGUCCUCACAGGAUGCCAUUAGAAUUUAAAACAUUGAAUGUGCUACACAAUAGAGGAGCUCUAAAACUGACCACAGGAAAGUGCAUGAAGCAAUAAGGCUCACUUUGAAGGAUAAAAACUGAACAAAGACUUUUUAAAAAAAAAAAAAAAAAAAAAAAAAAAAAAAAAAAAAAUGCUUCUGGAGAUUUAGAAACAGGAUCCAAAAUAAGGCUGGGUUUCAGCAUCCACCACUUGACUGAGUAGCUGAAAUGGAAGUCUAUGUGAAUCCACCACCAGCUGAUGAAAAACAUGCAAAGUGCUCUGACUAUAUAAUAUUCUGACUUCAAGGGUCCUAGUAAGUGCCACUUCCAUGAAGAAUACAGUUUGAAUGUAUUAUCAGUAGUGUUUACAAGAUUCAACAGUGCACUCAACAUCAGUUAGCAAAGCAAAUGUGUUCAUCACUGUGGGGCAGCCACUGUAAUGCCAAGCACACUGGAAGAAGGAACCCAGGAGCACAACUCAGCCCUUGGGAAGUGAAAACAUCCUUAAUAGAAAUGAAGAAGAAGAGAGUUCAAGCAGUGAAAUCCAUGACUUGAAGCAACUUGGGGAAAUGCUUUCAGUCAGGACACUGAGAAUGCUCAUGUUUACGUUCUGCUUAUAUUCUUGUUUGUCUUCUGACAUUUAUUUUGGUUUGGGUUUGGGAUGCUUAGAAAUUCAUUUGAGAAACAGAAAUGGGAAACACCUAUGAAUGAGAAAAAAUGAACAUCAAACAGUCCUUUCUAAAGUCCUUAUUUUUUUUUAAACAAUGGUCACACCAAACUUAUGCUUGUUUGUUUGUUUUACUUUGCACAACUCUAAAUCUCUGUUUUAUAGAUCAAUGGUGUAGUGGGUACCAGCCAAACUAUACCAGUCAAUAUUCGUAAACUAUUACGAAGGAGUGAUAUUUGAAAAAAUGGUAAAAAUAGUAGAAGAGUUUCACUCUUGGUACCAAAGAUUAUAUCAUGUUCCUACACAGAAAGCCACUCUCCUGUUAUAAAGAGAAUGUAUUAUUAACAUGAACACAUUUAUAUGAUGUUAAUAGGAAUCUCGGCUCUGCACAGUUAAAAAAUUUUCAAAAUCAAACAUUAUUUUUAAUUUAUUUCUUUGACAUUUCAUCACAAUUUUGUGGAAAUCCAUGGUCAUGUAGAUUGUUGUAUUGAAGUAACUGAAAUGAGACUUCUCAUUCAGGGAAAUCAUCUUGGCUAUUCAGGUGCAGAGAUCAAUAUAAACCACUUACUAUUAUUUUAAAAUUUCUCUCCACAAAAAAAGAUGAUUAACUGAGUGUUGUUUUCAUAACAAAUGAUUAAUUCAAAGCAGUUUAACAAUAACACAUCAAUAUUGCGUCAAUUGAAUUCAGUUAACAAGGAUUUUUGUGUAGUUAAGUAUAGUUCCAUUAUGACUGCAUUUUUAAAGGAACACAAACUUACUCAUAGAGUGACUUACUAACUUACAUAUGUGACUGAAUUGACUGGUGGCCAGGCUUUCUGUUUCUUUUGAAAGCAGAACUAUAUUCUCACUUCUGCUUUUGCCUGCAGCAACUUAACAUGACUUUCUGUUUCUUGGGGAAGGCAAUCAGAAGAAAGCAGAAAUGGCAUGAAAAAUGUGUAUGUUUUGUUUUUCUAAGUUAGGCAAUCUAAAAUGAAUGAAGAGCACAGCAAAGGUAUACAUAUAUAUUAUAUAUGUAUUCAUAUUAUGGACAAGGAUAGUCAGGUAAUACAAUUACCGAAUUUUUAAUAAUAGCUGCAAUGUUUUUUUUUUUUUUAAAACAGUGACAGUAUCUCAGGAUAAAAAUAACAGUUUCUGAGAAUCCAUGUAUCUAUCAGAAAGGAAAAGAGAAUGGAUAUGGGCAUUUCAUAACCAGUAUAAAUUAUCUCAAUAUACCUUUAUCAUUAAUUUUCUUUUUGAUUUAGAAAUUCAAUAAAUUUAAUAAAAAGUGUUAAAUAUGUGUUAUUUAGAUGUUAAAUUGAAAAUCUAAUACACUGGAUGUUUGAACAUUGGAUAAUAUAUAAAACUUACUUUGACUCUAUGCAGACCUGUGUCCCCACCAACAGCUAACGUGAAUUCCUUAGAAAUCCAGAGGUCACGAGUAAAUUCUGACAAGUAAAUCCUAUCUUGGCACUCAUUCAAAGUAUGUAUUUGAAAGCAGCAGCAUAUACCGUCUUGAUUGAAAUUUUAAGAAGGAAAAAGAGAUGUGUUUAGACAACAUUUUGGCCACAGUAAGCACAGCUUAGCCAUCCACUCUUGCAUGCAUUGAUAUCUAUCUCUUACAUGCAUUGGGUAGUGCCUUUUAAUGUCUUUGCAUUGAUUCUUCACCCUCUGCUUUGUGUUUCCUAAAUGCUUGCCCAGUUAGGGAAAUGUUCAGUAUCAAAGGGCUUCAGAUUUAAGAGAUAACUACUUUUGUUCAUCUCAGGGAACUUUCAGUUCGUAAGAAUGAAUUCAAUUAAAGACAUUUAGUACUCAAAGAGGAAAUAUUGUGUGAGAUUGUUUCAUCCUCACACACACACCUUUUCAUUUGCCAUCACUGCUGAAUCCCUAUUAUGGUUCUCUUACAGAAGGUUGGCAAGGAGAAAAUUGAAGACUGACAGUAGGGAAAAGAGAUCGAAUUUAACACACAUGAUGGCAUAAGGGAUCAUAACAAAAUCAAAUUAUAAGCAUAUACUUGAACUAUCUGUGAUUUCCUUAAUAUGGUAUGCUAACAGCUUUGUUUUAUUUCCUUUUUCUAAUAUUUUAAUCAUGCACCUGGGAAUACCCAAGUAGCUGACUGUGAAAUAUCCCAGUCACUGAGCUAACAUGAUUGCUACUGUGCUUUUGACAUGAGCAGACCAUGGAAAUAUUCUCAUCAUUGCAACUCAGCAUAAACUAUACUUAAUAGUAAGUUGUUGAAAGAAAAUAUGAAUCAAUAAUAGAUUUUCAGAGCAAAUCUAGUGAUUUAGCCCACAGGACCCAUGAAAGUACUGUGGAAGUUUUCCUCACUUGGAGAAGGUGCUGGGCAUUCAAAUGUCUUCAUGUGUUGUAUAUCAUAUGAACUGUAUAUCGAUUGUUAAUGAAAAUCUCCACAUAUAUCCUUACAGAAAUGCUUUAUUCAUGAAAUGCUAAGGGUAGUGUACAGACAAGUGAGUUACUCAGUUACUAUUCAAGAAAGGGUAAGCAAAGUAAUUUAUUUAUAAUUGUGCCAAUUAGUCAUAAUACAUAUUAUGUGAUAUUUGGUUCACAGAGUUGUUUUCAUGUGAUAAUAUAAAGACUAUCUAUAGUUGUGGAGGGGGAUGGAAAAGUUGUGUAUAGUUAGCUGGUAUCUCUACAAGUUUGAGAGUUUCCCCAUUAAAUGUUAUCAAUAUACCAAGGUUUUAAUAAAAACAAGUAAGAUUAAUUAUUUGUAUUGGAUAAACAAACUCCAAAUACAACCCAUCUAGAAAUAGAUAUUUUAUUAUAUAUGUGCUAUAAAUAUACCUAUAUAGUACAAAUAGACAUGUGUGAUGCAUAUAUACCAUGUUAUAUAUGUAUAUCUGUGUGUACACACUGAUUCCGUAAUAUGUGCACAACUAGAUGUGUGUUAUAUUGAUAUCUUCAGGGUCUGCACUGUGAACUAUCCUGGAGAUCAUGGCCACUUUAAAAACAGAAGUUCUUUUGAAACUUCAUUUACUACUCUGCUUUAAGAAAGACCUACUUUGUAGCUGAAUUAUAUGUUCUUUCCUAGAGUAAUAGUAAGCAACUAGUAUGUUCAAUCUUUCAAAACAAAAGUAAAGGAAAAAAUAUCUUCAAGCUGGCAAUGUAUUUAUUUAAAUUGCGUUUUUUUAAUUGUUGAUCUAGAUUGUGUUUCUCUUUUAUGUAGCGCCUUUUAAGAAAUACUGUUUUUUGUGUAGGUGAAAGCACAAAUGUUUUUAAUGUAUAUAACAAGAAGAGAAAAAAAAUGAGUUUACAGAUAGCUUUGCUGCGUAAGAUAAUUGCUACUGAGUCUUUCUUAUACCAUCUGUGGAAAGGAAGGAUGACGCUUACUCUGUAGGUUCAUUCUGAUCAACAAUAUCUUCUGUUGUUUGUGCAUAGCAAUGGACUGUUACUGCUUUAUCAUUUGUACAAUUGUAAAAUAAAUUAAAUGACUUGUUUUUCAA
This is a messenger RNA of Mus pahari (shrew mouse), 5409 nucleotides long. RefSeq names its product ST8 alpha-N-acetyl-neuraminide alpha-2,8-sialyltransferase 4 (gene St8sia4). Gene Ontology annotation, biological process: N-glycan processing; oligosaccharide metabolic process. Gene Ontology annotation, molecular function: alpha-N-acetylneuraminate alpha-2,8-sialyltransferase activity. The record is from RefSeq and is a predicted model, not a curated record. Bases 20 to 1381 code for a protein of 453 amino acids. The transcript is spliced from 5 exons. Lineage: Eukaryota; Metazoa; Chordata; Mammalia; Rodentia; Muridae.